This is a messenger RNA of Paramecium pentaurelia, 1423 nucleotides long. The record is from the annotation of a GenBank genome assembly. Lineage: Eukaryota; Ciliophora; Oligohymenophorea; Peniculida; Parameciidae.
AUGAUAAAUGAAAUUCCUGGCAUGAAAAAUGAAAGAAUAAAGCAAUUUGCACUUUGCUAUACUCUCUAUAUUAUGGUACAUUGCUGUCGAUCAACUUGGAGUUAUGCAUCAGGAUUGAUAAUUGAGCAAAAUAAGCUUGAAGGAUUUACUCCUCAAUUUUUGGGGUAUGUCAAUUUUACAUUUUUAUUGUCAAUGGGAGUUUCAUACUUUUUGUAUAUAAUUUUAUUAUGAGGCUUGGUUAAUUAGGUGAUAAGAUUAACCCAAAAUUAUUUGUUAUCAUUGGCACUUAUCCAUUAAGCGCAUUAUUUAUUAUCCUUGCCUUAAUUUUUGAAUUUACAACAGCCCCAAAGGAACUAUAUUUAGUAUUACUGCUCUUAGCAGGAAUGUUUUCUUCAACUGCAUGGCCAGGCUUACUAUGUACAUUUUUAUUAUAAUAUUUUCAAGCAAUAAUGAAUGCAUGGAUGCCAAAAGAAUAAAAAGGUAUUAUUCUUGGUGUUUUUGCUUCUUGUAUCAAUGUAGGAAACAUAGCAGGUUUUGCUAAUUCUGGUAUUACCAUUGAGAUAUGUGAUCUCAGCAUUUUAACCCCAAUUUAUAUAAGUGGAGGAUUGCUAUUUUUCAUGACUAUUUUGUUUCAUAUUUUCAUCAAACCAAGACCUCCUAUUAUAUCUGAGCAUAUCAUAUCUGAUACUUCAUAAGAACCUUAAGUGAGCAAAGAAGUUGUAGGAGUGAAGAAAUUGAAAAUUUGGAAAGCUUGGCUUUUACCAGGAGUGGCAAUAUAUGCUUUGGCUUUUGGAUGUAUUAAAGCAAUUUCAAUGAUUGUUGGAUUGUGGCUUCCAGCUUAUUUAGACUAUCUUCAUGUGACAUAUGUAGCUUUAAUCAAUAUAAUGCUUGAUUUAGGAGCUGGAUUUGGGGGAGUAAUAGUUUGGUAUAAUAAGAAAACUUAUUUUUUAGUUAUUUAGGAGUUAGAUAUUAAAAAAGGGCAACAAUUAUUGUCCCAUUAUUGUGGCUAGGAACCAUCUUAAUGGUGGCAAUAAAUUUCCUAAAAGAUUAUGAUAAUCCAUAUGGAGGAUAUAUGGCUCUUAAUUUUGGUGUGGGUUUUUUUAUUGGAGGAUGCUACAAUAAUGUUGCUGCUGCCAUCGCUGUAGAACUCAGUAACAAUAAAGCGUUAAAAAGUAAAUAUAAUAAUAAAUAUCUUUCAGAAUAUAAGCAUGCAACCUCAACUGUAACUUCAUUAAUAAUGGGAUAUGGCACUCUGUUUGGAGCUUUGAAUCAAAUAAUUGUUCCGUACGUCAAAGAUUAUCUAUUUCUUUAUUGCGGUAUUUUAGCUGUGGUUGGAGGAUUGUUACUAAUAGUUGUCAUAAUAACAGAAUGGAAACUCGAUGAUGAACCAGAGAAACUAAACAAAGAAAUAGAAAUGCAUUGA